AUGGUCAAGACACUCUCGUUUGGCACCCAGCAAGUCCCCGUCCCCGGGUUUGGAGCGAUGGGCCUUAAUCAUGCCAUGGGGACAGACUUCGACUAUGAGCAGUCCGAGCCAAUUCUUCUGAAAGCCAUUGAGCUAGGAUGCACGUUCUGGGAUACUGCGGUCGUCUACAAGCAGGGUGAGAACGAGAAGUUACUUGGAGACUUUAUCAAGAAGCAUAAUGUCCGUGACAAGGUUUUCGUUGCCUCUAAAUGUGGAUUUGAUGUCUCUGGCCCCGUACGCAAAGUCAGCAACUCGGCGGCUCACAUCAAGGAAACCAUUGAAGGGACGAUCGACAGGCUUGGCUUUACUCCUGAUCUGUACUACCUACAUCGGAUUGAUCCCAACACGCCCCUCGAAGAGUCCAUCGGCACCCUGGAUGAACUCCGUCGCGCAGGGAAAACAAAGUACAUCGGACUAUCCGAAUGCUCUGCUGCGACUUUGCGCAAGGCAAACGCCAUCGCCAAAAUUGACGCCGUGCAAGCCGAGUACUCUGCGUUCGAGACAGUGCACGAGACAACUGGCCUGAUCGAGACAGCGAAGGAGUUAGGUGUGGCGUUUGUGGCUUUUAGCCCGUUGGGUCAUGGCUGGCUUGUGGAUGACUUUCAGUUCCAGUCGCCAGAUGACUUUGCGCCGACUGAUUUCCGCCGCACUGUUCCCAAAUUCCAAGGUGAAAACUUCUACAAGAACAAAGCCAUCGUGGAUGAGAUCAAGAAGCUAGCGACCAAGAAGGGGUGCUCGGUUGCGCAGAUCGCCCUCGCUUGGGUUGCUGCGCAGGGGUUGAUUACCAUUCCUGGAACGACGAAGCCCUCGCGCCUGGAGGAAAACUGGACAUCUCGGGACGUUGAGCUGACUGAGGACGAGCUGAAGGAGAUGCGGAAAAUCGUGGACGAGGCUAAGCCGAUUGGUGAUAGGUUCAAUCCUAUCCAUCAAUCCAUGGCUGGUCAUUAG
Aspergillus ibericus CBS 121593 is the source of this 987-nucleotide messenger RNA. Its product is annotated as putative aldo-keto reductase (AKR13). Bases 1 to 987 code for a protein of 328 amino acids. The record is from RefSeq and is a predicted model, not a curated record. Gene Ontology annotation, cellular component: cytoplasm. The transcript has 5 exons. Lineage: Eukaryota; Fungi; Ascomycota; Eurotiomycetes; Eurotiales; Aspergillaceae.